Messenger RNA from Salarias fasciatus (jewelled blenny), 2136 nucleotides. RefSeq names its product fibrinogen alpha chain (gene fga). Gene Ontology annotation, biological process: positive regulation of heterotypic cell-cell adhesion; fibrinolysis; blood coagulation. The record is from RefSeq and is a predicted model, not a curated record. NCBI's taxonomy places the organism in Eukaryota, Metazoa, Chordata, Actinopteri, Blenniiformes, Blenniidae. Gene Ontology annotation, cellular component: fibrinogen complex. Bases 1 to 2136 code for a protein of 711 amino acids. The transcript is spliced from 10 exons. Gene Ontology annotation, molecular function: extracellular matrix structural constituent; protein-macromolecule adaptor activity; signaling receptor binding.
AUGGAGGCUCCACCCACUGCUGAUGUGAAGGGAGGGGCGGAGGUCCACAGGCCCAGCAGCUGCUCAGUUCACACAGACUAUCAGCAGCUCCACGCUGCAGACGAAGAAGAAGAGAAGAUGGAGCGUCUGGGAUUCCUCGUCUGCUUGAUCUGCGUUGCUUCUGCGACGACUUCCAUCGACCCCCGAGGAGCCCGUCCCGUGGAGCCCAGCACCAGAAGCGAUAAAUGUGCCACGCAGAAGGAGUGGCCGUUCUGCACCACCGACGACUGGGGCUCUAAAUGCCCCUCAGGCUGCAGGAUUCAGGGUCUGCUGGACAAGAACGACCACAGCCUGCUGAAGAGAAUCGAGAAGAUCCGCAGCCUUCUGGACCAGAAUGCAGCCAAACACCGCUCCACCGACGCAGGGUCCAAACAGACCUACGACUACAUCAGGGAGAAGCUGAUCCUGGACUCUGGCAGCAGCAACAACUACUAUGACCUGGCUCAGACGCUCCGCCAGAGGAUCACCGACAUGAAGAUCAAGAUCGACCGACAGAUGAGGACUCUGGCCGCCAUGAAGGACCGGGUCCGGGACCAGGUGGCCGAGAUGCAGAAGUUGGAGGUGGACAUCGACAUCAAGCUCCGCUCGUGCAAAGGAUCCUGCGCCAAAUACUCGGAGCACCAGGUGGACCGGGACAGCUACGUCACGCUGGACAAGCAGAUCCAGCAGCUGGACUCUCAGUCGGCCCAGUCCAUCGAGUCGGUGGGAACGCUGUACGUGAUGAAGAGUCGCCCGCUGAAGGACAUCGUCGUGGACACCCACUACAAGUCCAAGGACCUGGACGACCCGGCGGCGGCUCAGCAGAAGGUCGACGUGUUCACCGAGGUGAAGACAAUGAAUUUGAUCCUGGAGGAGGAAGGCUCCAGCUCAUCGCCGGCAACCAUCUCCAAGGUCCCAGGUACCUCCUUCUCUUCGUCCUCCUCCUCCUCCACGCAGAGCGCCAGCUGCACCAAGAGCAUCAGGGGUGGAACGAGCUCCAUCACCGAGCUGGGCGGCGGCGGGGAUCUGUUUGGCCCGGGCGGGUUCGGCAGCUUCGGCCAGCCCAGCACGAGUCACGUGACCACGCAGAGCGUCAGCUGCACCAAGAGCAUCAGGAGGAGGGUGGUCCAGACCGACCAAGGCCCCGUGGAUAGGGUGGAGGAGGUGAUCGAGGGUGGUCCCGAGUGCCAGGUCUUGGGGGACACCAGCCACACCUCCUCCUCCUCCUCCUCCUCCUCCUCCUCCUCCUCCUCCUCCUCCUCUUCCUCAACAAAGACCCUACUCACUGGCGGCGCUAAAGGCAGCAUCCUGGGAGACUCAAAAACCGCGUUCAUGGAUCCGUUCGCCAGCGACUUCGGAGCGUUCAUGACAGACACCGUUGAGGACGACGUUCCAGAUUUUCAAGCCCGGAGCAUGGUGGCCACACGUGUCCAGCGGCAGGCUGAUUAUGUAGGAAAAGAUUGCAUGGCGGCGUUCCAGCACCACCUGCAUGGGGAAAAGAGUGGCCUAUUUCAGAUCAAACCCGUCGGCGCGGCGGCGCCGUUGCGGGUUUACUGCCAUCAGGAGGGGCUGAUGGGUGGCUGGUUGUUAAUCCAGCAGCGGGACGGUGGCGCGCUCAGCUUCAACCGCACCUGGGCCGAAUACCGCCGUGGCUUCGGCUCGGUGGACGGACUCGGGAAGGGCGAGUUCUGGCUGGGUAACCUCCACCUCUACCUGCUGACCAAUCAGAGCGAGACCCUGCUGAAGGUGGAGGUGGAAGACUGGGAGGGGGGCGUGGCCAGUGCGGAGUACGUUGUGCGCGUUGGGACGGAGGAGGAAGGCUUCCCGCUGUGGGUGUCUGGUUACGUCGGGGACGCCGGCGAUGGGUUGACAUCCCACAGCGGCAUGAAGUUCAGCACCUUCGACCGAGAUGCCGACCGCUGGGCGGGGAACUGCGCGGCGGCGUAUGGCGGCGGUUGGUGGUACGAUGGCUGCCAGACAGCCAACCUCAAUGGCGUUUACCACCAUGGUGGGAAAACACCUCCUCAGGCGCACAACGGAGUCGUGUGGACGACGUGGAAACGGUCCGACAAUGGCCUGAAAACCGUCCGCAUGUUUAUCCGCCCCAACACGCUGUAA